AUGGGCUGCUUUCAUUCCAAAACGAGAAAUAGGCCAGAGGACUCUGCACUAGCACCGCGACUCUCUGAGCCUAACUACCAGCAGACCGCCGCCUCGAACGAAACCUCUGGCCAAACCCACACGGCAGGGGGCACGGAUUUCGCCAUGCAGCAGGACGUGGCUCCUCCUCCCGCUGCAUCUCAGGACAUCGGGGUCGCAGUGGCGCCGCCGCCAGAGAAUCGGAAGGCCCCCUCGGAACGAUCCAUAUCGCCCACGAGUAAUGCUGGCGGGGCUUCUGUGCUACCUCAGGUAUACCGCGAGACGGCACCUCAUGAUUUCGCCCGCUCAUGA
This is a messenger RNA of Clonostachys byssicola, 330 nucleotides long. The record is from the annotation of a GenBank genome assembly. Lineage: Eukaryota; Fungi; Ascomycota; Sordariomycetes; Hypocreales; Bionectriaceae.